AGGUACUUAGAAGAACAUGUAGUAGAGUUUUUCAUCAAACAAAUGGAACAUAUCACAGAACUUUGCUAAGAUGGACAACUCAGCACGCAAAGACCAACACCCUGACAAAAAAUAUUCCAGCCAUGCCAGCAAAUUACAGAAAGGUUUUACUGCUGCAUAUCCAACACAAUCCUCCAUUCCUUUUAAAAGCCGGACUUCAACAAUUCCAGAAUCAGAAAAAAAGGGAUUCAAUAGUCAAGCCAAGAGAUUUUAUUAUAAAAAGGAUAGCAUCCCAGGUCCGGGGUUCUACAACGUCAUUCACCAAUCUCCAGUGUUCAACAGUGCCUCGUUGUCUAAGAAAGGGACGUGCACUUUUCCCUCUAUGCGCGCCCGGUUGGACACCAUCAUUUCUAAAUACCCUGCAGCGAACGCAUACACUAUCCCAUCACGUCUUGUCUCGAAGAAAGACUUCAGUAAUUCCUGUUCCAGCAUGUUCCAGUUGCCAAGCUUUGCAAAAGUCCUCAAAUUUGAAACUCCUGCACCAAACCAGUACAAUACCUCUGUCUCUUACUGCAAGCAGAGAAACAACAUCUGUGCCCAAGCCGGGUUUCUGUCCAAAACCCAGAGAGGAUUUUUCAGUGUCGCUGAAACGGGACCUGCCCCAGGACAUUAUAAUAUCAACGACUCCCUUGUGAAGCAGUCGCCAAAGGUAUUAAUGUCUUGUUUUAAAUCAAAAACUGAACGUGGAUUAAAACUGACAUCAACGGGCCCUGGACCUGGUUAUUACAACCCCAAUGAUCACACCAAGAUUCUGAAAAAGACUCUUAUCCCGAGAAACCCCAUCCUGAACUUCUCGGCGCAGCCUUUGCCCCUGCCCCCGAAGCCGCCCCUCCCAGGCCCUGGGCAGUAUGAGAUCGUGGACUACGCAGGGCCCCCCAGACACUUCAUCUCCAGUGCAUCAUUUGUGUCCAACACCAGCCGGUGGACAGCGGCCCCGUCCCAGUCAGGCCUGCCAGGCCCAGCCACGUACAGGCCAGAAUUCCCUGGAAAGCAGUCCUUUCUGUACAACGAGGACAACAAAUGGAUCCCGGUGUUGUAGGGCCCUCACACAAGCUCAGGGAGGACCCUGGCCACCAGCUGCCCCACCCAGGAUCGCUGGGACGUUCAUUCAGAGAAUGUCCGUUUCGUGUAGGACAGAUGACUCCCCGUGGGCAGCUCUGCGCCCCUCCCCUCCGCCCCAGCUGCUACUGAGCUGGGCUCCUGCAUUUGUCCUUGUCUUGAGCUGUCCCCUGCAGACCGGACCUCCAUGUCUACUGACUCCAGUGGUUUCCUGAGCAGAAAUGAGGAGUGGACAGAGCCUCUCUUGUUUACCUCGCCGUGCACCUGUCCAUGCUGGCUUCCGCGGGCCUCCCCGCGGAUGUAAGGGGCUGCUGAACUCAGACUCCAGCGAGAAGGUGGCCAACGGCAGAUUCCCCAUCUAGAUGCCUGAUGCUGAGCCGUGGCUCUGGGCUCCAAAGCACACCUGCAGGAUGGACCACACAGGACCGCAGCCCAGGCACACUCGCAUCCUUCAGCCUUGACCCCCAGACUUCCCCUGGAGUCUCCGGAGCUGGGAAGGCCCAG
Messenger RNA from Enhydra lutris kenyoni (northern sea otter), 1602 nucleotides. RefSeq names its product sperm tail PG-rich repeat containing 1. The transcript is spliced from 8 exons. Lineage: Eukaryota; Metazoa; Chordata; Mammalia; Carnivora; Mustelidae. Gene Ontology annotation, molecular function: histone binding; chromatin binding. Gene Ontology annotation, cellular component: male pronucleus; female pronucleus; germinal vesicle. Gene Ontology annotation, biological process: epigenetic programing of male pronucleus. The record is from RefSeq and is a predicted model, not a curated record. Bases 71 to 1078 code for a protein of 335 amino acids.